AUGCAAAGUUACAAGUGCUUCAGGAAAAAUGCACACCUACCACAACACUUUUUUUGUCAACAUGUUUCAACUUUAAACAAAAAAAAGCACCUCGUCAGUUGCGGAUACGGGAAAAGAACCCAAAAAAUAGCAGAGCACGUUUACACUACCUUCGUAGCUACCCAUCACACUAAUCACAAGUGUCAGAAGAACGCCCAAAAUGACCCCAUCCCGAGCUCUCUAAAAAGAAACAUCUCCUCCUAUUUGUUACGAAAAAUUAAAAAAAUAAAGAAAGCGCACAACUCGACGGGUACUGAAGUAGCUAAGGAGAGCACCCCCUUGGUCCGUGGGCUCGCUGGAAGUAGAAGCUACCCUGCUGCCGCGGCGUAUUGCCUCCACCGUAGGUUUUACCAUCCAGAAAAGUAUCUCCAAAAAAAUGGGUCAACCCUAAACCGCGCGUACCACCAUUUUAGCCACACACAUAGCAGCCGAAAGGGAGAAGCUCACAAGAACAGUUCCCCCCGUCCAGCCAAUCACAACAAAAGAGAUGGAAAAAAUGAAGAGCGUCAUCGCGAACUUGUUCACCCCCGGAAGUAUGCCAAGUGCAAUGGUGUGGUGCAUCCCGCGUAUUACCCUCUUCAAAGGGGGAUAACAAACCAGUGUCUACAUCUGUAUGUUCCCUUGAAAUGGUUUGGAACGCACGUGGGGAAGGAGAGCCAACGGGAACGAGCCGUUUCCCGGGACAAAGCCGAGAAGGAGGGGGGCGAAUCUGAAUGGGGCGCCUACAGGAGCGAUCACACUGCCAGUAGCAGUCCCACCGCGAGUAGCAAUCCUACUGCGAAUGGCAAUCCUACCCCUAGUAGCAACCUCGCCUCGAAUGGUAGCCCCGGCCGGGAAUGCCCAGACCCCCCCCAUGAAGAAUACGAAGAGCUAAAAAUAAAGGAACUCGAAAAAAUAUUGAACAACCUGGAAAAGAUAAACGAAAAUAAGAAUAGCAAAAUAAACAUAAACAUAAAAAUCUUAGUGUACGUGUUUAAAAAUUUUAUACACAAAAAUAAAGAGCUGAAAAUAAAGAUUUUUUUUUCCUUCAUUUUUCUGCUAUGUUCCAAAAUAUCCAUUAUAUAUACGCCAAUACUCCUGUCCUCCUUUAUUGAGAAUGUCAAUUUGGAAAAGAGUUUGACUCCCCACUUGGAUGGACCGCUAUUAUCGAGCAACUCAAGUGUAAUGAUUCUUCUAACCUACGUCCUUUCACGUGUCCUGUCAUCAGGCUUAAACGAAUUGAGAAAUAGCGUCUUUAAUACGAUAAGUCAGAGAAUAUCCACCUAUGUGAGUAAAUUAUUUUUUUAUAAAAUUCACAACUUAAACCUGAGUUAUAUAUUCUCCAAAAAAAACGGAGAGCUGUCUUUCAUUUUUAACAGGGGAUGUAAAAGCAUCACCAACUUGCUGAACGUGUUGGUGUUUCAAAUUAUUCCCAUAAUUAUCGAAUUUGUUUUAUACCUCUACAUAUUAACCUACAAAAUACACUACAGCGUUUCCCUCGUUACCUGCCUGAAUAUGUUUCUGUAUAUCCUCUUUACCACCCUUGUCACCAAAAGAAGAACCAUCAUCAGGAAAUUUAUGAACAAGUCAGAACAGAACACGUUUAAUAUUUUCUUAGAUUCAAUCCAGAAUGUUGAACAAGUAAAAUACUACACAAACGAAAUGCACGAAUUGAAAAAAUUUAUGAAAGAGCAAAAGAAAUAUGAAAGGGAAGCCAUCAAUGUUCAGAAAUCUUUAUCCGUCCUAAAUUUUGGCCAACAGAUUAUCCUAAAUUUUAAUCUUUUCCUCUGCCUUUACCUAACAUAUAUAAACAUCGCCAAUGAUGUUUUCCCCUUUAGUUACCUCAUCCUCGUAAACACACUUCUGUUUCAGCUAGCUAUGCCCCUGAACAUGUUUGGGACGAUCUACCGCGAAACCAAACUGAGCCUUGUCGACAUAGAAUGCAUGAUCAAAAUUUUUGUCAAGAAAAUUCAGUCUCUGGACUAUUCCAGCAAAUUAGAAAUUCAAACUGGCAACAUCAAAUUUGAAAACGUCUCGUUUAAGUAUCCUCCCAUGGAGGAAAAAAACGACUCGGAGCUUCGAAAAAGUGAAGGAGCCAAUCAGGAUGAAAUGCCUCCAAGAAGCAUAUCCAGAUUCUCCGAACUGCUCAAACCCAUUAGAGAUAAGUUUUUCUUCCUCCCCCCAAGAUGGCUCAACUCAGGGGAGCAGCCAAUUCCCCCCAUGAGCGACGAAAUAAAGAACAACUUAAAGAGCACACUUUGCGAGAACAUCCAAACGAGUUGUCUCACCUCGGAAGCGAUUGAACCCAAGACCGACCCAAAUCAGAAGGAAAAUAACUACAUCUUCCAAAACUUCACGUGUAACAUUGAGGACGGAGAAAAGGUAGCCAUCAUAGGGAAAAGCGGACUGGGAAAAAGCACCCUCAUAAAAUUACUGCUAAAAUUUUACGAAAUAAACAGUGGCAAUAUAUACAUUGAUAACAAAAAUAUCGAAAACAUCAAUCUGUACACGUUGCGAAAAAGCAUAAGUGUCGUUCCUCAAGACACCAUCCUUUUCAACAACACCAUUUCGUACAACAUCAAGUAUGGCAAUUUUCAAUGUACAGAUAAACAAAUGAUUGAUGCUUGCGUCCAGUCGGAAUUGCAUGAAAAAAUUUUGCAAAUGGAUAAGCAGUAUGAUACUCUUGUUGGGGAAAGAGGCACCAAAUUAUCCAUUGGAGAAAAACAAAGAAUUUGUAUAGCUAGAUGCUUUUUAAAAAAUUCAAAAAUUAUCGUCCUUGAUGAGCAUGCAAGCAAUUUAGACAAUGAAAAUAAAAAAUCCAUAGAGAAAGCGCUACAGAAAUUAUGCCUCGGAAAAACCACCUUUUUUAUUACACACGUCAUGGAAAAUCUCCAAACCAUGGACAAAAUUAUCUUCUUCAGUGCGAAUAACAUCUUCGUUGGCAACCACAACGAGUUGCUUAUUGCAAAUCCUUCCUACCGCGAGUUUUUCAACUCAAAGAAUAAUCAGCCGCUGUGA
This is a messenger RNA of Plasmodium inui San Antonio 1, 3036 nucleotides long. RefSeq lists its product as hypothetical. Gene Ontology annotation, cellular component: membrane. Lineage: Eukaryota; Apicomplexa; Aconoidasida; Haemosporida; Plasmodiidae. The record is from RefSeq and is a predicted model, not a curated record. Gene Ontology annotation, molecular function: ATP binding; ATP hydrolysis activity; ABC-type transporter activity. Gene Ontology annotation, biological process: transmembrane transport. The coding region runs from base 1 to 3036 and encodes 1011 amino acids. The transcript has a single exon.